CGCUCUCCAGGGGAGGGAGGGCGGAGAGGUAGGUGGGUGGGCAGUGUGCGCCUGCGCGGAACCCCGCGGUCCGGUCCUGAGCAGGAACGGCUAGGGGUGGCUGGCGGUUGCCGUGGGGACCCGGCCGCGCCCCUCCUUCCCCGCCCACCCCACCAGUUCUACGGGCUCCCUAGCCCCGGUCAGACCUUGCUCUAGCUGACUGACCCCUGCUCCUCCCCUCUCCUUCACCCCCCACCCCCGGCCCCCGAGCUGCAGCCGGAGACCGGGGGAAGAGGCGGCGCCCGCUUCCCAAGAUGUCGCAGACGGCCAUGUCCGAGACCUACGGAUUAUACUCAACUUUACUGGAUUUUUUAUUCAAAUUCCUGGUAAUUGGAAAUGCAGGAACUGGCAAAUCGUGCUUACUUCAUCAGUUUAUUGAAAAGAAAUUCAAAGAUGACUCAAAUCACACUAUAGGUGUGGAGUUCGGUUCAAAGAUAAUAAAUGUAGGUGGUAAAUAUGUAAAAUUACAGAUAUGGGAUACAGCAGGACAAGAACGAUUCAGGUCUGUGACAAGAAGUUACUAUAGAGGUGCAGCAGGAGCUUUGUUAGUCUAUGACAUUACCAGCCGAGAAACCUAUAAUGCACUUACCAAUUGGUUGACAGAUGCAAGAAUGCUAGCAAGUCAAAAUAUUGUCAUAAUACUCUGUGGGAAUAAAAAAGAUCUGGAUGCAGAUCGUGAAGUUACUUUCUUAGAAGCCUCUCGGUUUGCCCAAGAAAAUGAGCUUAUGUUUUUGGAAACAAGCGCGCUAACAGGGGAGAAUGUGGAAGAAGCCUUUGUUCAGUGUGCAAGAAAAAUACUCAAUAAAAUUGAAUCAGGUGAACUGGAUCCAGAAAGAAUGGGCUCAGGUAUUCAAUAUGGAGAUGCUGCCUUAAGACAGCUUAGAUCACCACGUCGCGCACAAGCCCAAAGUGCUCAAGAGUGUGGCUGUUAAAAUUUUGGACACUAUAAAAACCUAAGCUCUAUAUACAAAUGAUAUUUGGGAAGCAACUGAUGAAGCUUCAAGGUUCUGCCGUUUUUAUCACAAUCUUUCUACUCUGUGUCUGAAGUAAACCAUUGCUGGGGGAAAAAUAAAAGUACUUCAAGGUGUUAUGCAAGAUAGUCAAUAUGGCACAGCAGAUUAUAUAAUAAAUCUAAUUCAAUGGACAGUACAAUUAGAUGUAUACAUAGAUGUAAAAAUUUUCUGUUCCACAUUUUCCCUUUCACUUUUCAUUUAAACAUUGCUGUAUCCUGCCUGUAUAUACUGUAGUGCAGUAAGUUUCCAAAGCAUGGUAUAUGAUGUAUGAUAUAAUAGAAUGUUGCACUAAAUGCAGUUUAAUAUUUUUUUUAAUCAUACAAACUAAAAUUUGUUAAUUGUGAGGAGCGCUUUUUAUCAUCAUGUUUGUGUUGUAUUGCACAUUUGGUUAUAUUUAUGACCUGAAAUACAAAGCCACUGGCAUUGUUGGUCAGUGCAUUUCCUAUUUAAUUUUUUUUUUUUGCCACAUGCUACACAAUGUUUACGUGAUUUACACUUGAAAUACAAUGAGGUCAUUACUUUAAAGUUCACUAAUAUAAAAAAAUAAAAUUGGAAAAUGAUUUUUCCAUUGAAAAUGCACCUGUACAGGUUUCUGUUGGUUUUUGAGGUAUUUUCCACGCUUAGCCAAACAUACUAAAAACAUAUAUUAUACUCCUUUGAAAAAUUUCAUUUGACCUUGGAUCUUCAAAACUCUUCAUUUAUAAACAUAAACAACAGAGUCUUUUUUUUUUUCAUCUAGCUUAAUGACUAGAAUCUGGAUCAUUUGGGGGUUGGUUUGUUUGUUUAAUCAACAUCAUAGCAUCAAUGUCCCUACUCUGUUAUGUUAUUAUUUCAUGACCAUUCUUUAGAAAACUAUUACAUUGAGCUAAUUUUAAGAAAUUUUUAGAUAGUUUCCCCAGAUAUCUAAGCUUCCAUUCUUAUAUUUUUUUCUGUCAUGGCAUGCAUUUAAAAUCAUAGUAAUGAUGUAUGAUGAGUUAUCUGUGUAUCUCAGGUAUGAGUCAAAACUACACGAUACAAACAUACAUGAGUUCAAGCUAAGAUGCCUUAUUGCAAUUCUCGCUUUUCGGUGGUUUUUAAUUCACGUAACAUUAUCAACAUGUAAAUUAUAUUUUCAAUUUUAAAAAAAGAAUUGUUCUAACAUUUUAAUAUAUCACUACUUUAAAGGAAUCUCUCUAUGCAUAUAUGCUUAUGUGGGUAUAUAGUCAAUGGAAUGUUUAUACUUAAAUGCAAUUUUAAGUCUGGUACUAAAAGUACAAAAAACAUUCUUCAGCUUACAUAUUUCUUGUUCUUUCCUUCUCUGGUGACUUUUCCUUGUUGUAAGUGAUUGAUAGCAGCCACUCAGUUCAUCUCACUUGAUCUUUUAUUAAAAGCCAUUCACUGUUCUGAUUUACUAAUGAGCUGAGAUUGAGGAUGCAGCUAACAAAUGAAUGAUGGUUUUGGUGAAGGAAUCAGUAUGUAUUUGUUUUAGGCAUUUUCACUUUGCUUUUAGUGCCUUCAGUAUCUUAUUUUGAAAAAUGUUGAAUGAGAUUCUCAAUUUAAUAUUUUUCUUGGCAAUUUAAGUUAAGGAAAUACAUUUCACUCAAAAUAUUCUUUUCCUUUGACCCCUCACUUUUGAACGAUCUGUCAACUUGGAUUCACUAAUUUUUAGGUAGCUUUUUUGCAUGGAAUUAUAAAUGUUUUUAACAAGAUCUUAUGUCAGCGUGAAAAAAAGAGCUUUUAAUUUUGAUUAAACUUAAAACUUUGGGGUGGAAAGUAGAUUGACUGUAUUGCUAAACCACGGCUACUGUGUGCCUCUUUGCAAUGAUAAAAGCUUCUGGCAAACUAAGCCAGUAAGGACUCUUGCUACUGGGAAGCAGGAAUAGGAGAGCGAAAUUGUUCAGAGUUACUUAUUCCAGUAACUAAGUACUGGUUAUGGGACUAUCAAGAAGCAUUUGCUUUUUCAGCCCCUCGAUUAUUUGAAUGGUAGCAGAGCUGAAAUUUUAGAAUACGUGCUAGAAAAAAAUCCUGAGGUCUGUUUGGAAUUAGAAUUGUGGAUUAAUUUUUAAAAUUUACUUCUUCAUUGGUAAGACAAAAGAAUCUUCAGAGAAGUGUGUAGUUGUCAUUAUAUUUAGACUCUUUUAGAAAUCUAGUUAAGGAAACCAAUAUUUUUAUACAGGGGUAUUCCAGCAAAAUUAGAAACUCUGAUGAUUUAUUUCAUACUGCAAUAAACUGCAUCUAUUUUCUGUCUAGUUCAAAAGAUUCAUAUGAAUGCUGGACUCAUUAUGUACCAACAAGUAUCUUUUUGCUAAUGUAACUAUUCUCAUACACACAGCUGUAUGGCCUCCUUUGUUACUCUGUAACUUUUGCAUUGGAUUAACAUCCUGCAAAGGAAUUCAUGCAAACGGUGGUCCUGCCACAGUUACAUUGAGGGGGAUGUGGCUGAAUUUCUGAGCUCUCAACAUCCUCCCUCUAAGACUUAUUGAUACUGUUUAUUGAUAUAAAGUAACCUAGGUAGGAGUCUUUUCUAAUGCAAUCAUUACAAAUCUAAGAACUAAAAUACUUCCUCCUCCCUUAUUUCACUAUUAUAAAAGACUGAUAUUUCAGUCUUAGAACUGAAAAAAUAAAUCUUUUUAAGAAGUAGAGCAUUUGUAUUGGUGGCCCAGUAAUUAAAUAGUAUGGCAUUUUCAUGGAAACCUACGUGGUUCAGGUGUUUUGUAUUUAAGGCAUUUACAUUCUUAGUGAAUGCCAUUUUUGCCUAAAGAGACUUUCUCCCAACCCCUGUAUUAUAAGUAGUAUACUUAAUUGUUAGAAUGUUCUCAUGUGUCUCCUGUCUGUUGUAAUUACUGAAUCAUAUUUUUUAUUUAUAAAGAAUUUUGUAAUGGUAGGCAUGUAGCUUGAACAUGUGCUUAUUUAGCCAACUUAAGGCAAGAGUUUAGUCAUAUCAUAAACUUAUUAGAUUCACAAAAAGAUUUGUUCAGAUUCUAGGAUUGCCACUGUAUGUGUACACAGUUUGUUUUUCAGGCUUUCAAGGCACAAAAACAUUCCUCUUUCUUUUAUUUUGAUCUACACUAAAACAUUUGUGGAGGACACGCCAUGUUUAUUUCAGUCCUAGAAAGCUUUAUGAAUUUUGAAUAGUACUGGAACAGCCAUAUACUUUGUUCUUCUGAGCACUGGACCCACUACAGGAAAAAUGCUAAAAGAACAGCUUACUCCUUUUAAGAGUCAUCUUAAGUUUAUCCUCAGAGUUUAAAAAAAAAGUCUUCUGAAGACUAAGGUAGACGCAAAGGCAGCACGAAAAAGCCACAUUUCACCAAAAUAACAGUCUCCUUUUGUUAACUUCAACUUAUCUUCCUUCCACAAGUUGUUUAAGGUACUGAGAUAUAAGCCUUAAAAUAAGCCUGGUAUGUUCAAUUGGGAGGAGAAAGAGAGGGCAAAUGAAGUUGUUAAUCCAAUCAGUUAAAUGAUCCAAAUAUUCAGAGAAGUUAGAUCCAUAAAAGUUUGAUUCUUCACUUCACAGCUUCCAUACCUUCAUUUAAAGAGAACUGACAAAAAUAAAAAAUUUAAAUCUGCUUAUGGCACUAAAUAAACCAUUUUUAAAAUACA
Molecule: messenger RNA, 4634 nt
Organism: Phascolarctos cinereus (koala)
Lineage: Eukaryota; Metazoa; Chordata; Mammalia; Diprotodontia; Phascolarctidae
Source: RefSeq, a predicted model, not a curated record